Messenger RNA from Cetraspora pellucida, 130 nucleotides. NCBI's taxonomy places the organism in Eukaryota, Fungi, Glomeromycota, Glomeromycetes, Diversisporales, Gigasporaceae. The record is from the annotation of a GenBank genome assembly.
AUGGCAAAAUCCACAUCUGUGAUUACUCCAAUUACUGUGACAGUGAUUCUGAACAACAUAAUGCCAAAAAGCGAUGAAACUCAUACUGACAUGGCCAAUGAUGACGACUCUAACUAUAACACCAAUAAUG